Messenger RNA from Micropterus dolomieu (smallmouth bass), 1236 nucleotides. RefSeq lists its product as uncharacterized. NCBI's taxonomy places the organism in Eukaryota, Metazoa, Chordata, Actinopteri, Centrarchiformes, Centrarchidae. Bases 6 to 1199 code for a protein of 397 amino acids. Gene Ontology annotation, molecular function: protein binding. The record is from RefSeq and is a predicted model, not a curated record. The transcript is spliced from 8 exons.
CCCAGAUGGUUGUCUUAGCUGUGGCUGUGUUUGUAACGUUAUCAGCUUGUGCAGUUUGCUGCCCGGGGAACAAAAAUUCUACUAAGCUGAAGAUUCAGAGCAUGGAAAAUCAACCUAUGGCUUUGCAACUGGCUGCUGUGGUCAAGGAGAUGGAGAGUCUAAGGUGUGAACAAACAACACUUAAGCAGCAACAAAAUGCUCUGACUCAGAUGCAUAUAACGAGCCAUCAGAAAAGUGCUCAGAAGGAAGUCGGAACAAACAUCCUAACUUAUGGUUCAAAUGAUGAGGAAGACAACCUGCCUUUCUUUGAGGAAGACUCAAGGAAGCAGCGUGACCCCUGCUUCCACUACACAAUCCUGGACCAGGUCUGGCGUGCCACCAACACUACCACCAAGAUUAAGAAGUGUGACCGCCGCAGCAAAUGGAAAGGCUGGUACCGCCUCUUCUACAAUGGUAAGAGUCUUCAGAUGCCUGAGAGGUGUAUCCCUGUGAACAAAUGUGGCACCCACUCCCCGCUGUGGCUGGCAGGGCCUCAUCCGAAGAGAAGGGAGGGCAUCGUUACCCGCAGAGUGUGUGGCCACUGGAAGAAGAACUGCUGUGCUUUCCGUUCCCCGCCCAUCCAGGUCAAGAAGUGUAGUGGCAACUACUAUGUCUACAAGUUCACUGAGCCGUCAACUUGUGAUCUGGCUUACUGUGCAGAUAUCAACACACUUGUAUGUGGGCGAUGCUCAAGAAACCAGUCCUGUGUGAGUCGAGAUAAGAUUAACUGGAGGUGUAAGGGAAAGAAAAGAAUGUCUUCCAGAAAGAUCCACUUCUUUGCUUCUUACCCUGGCCAACUCAAUGGUAAAGUGAACAAAAUCAAGUACAGCAAGGUGCUGGUGAAUGUAGGCCGAGCCUUCGACAGAAGAACCGGAGUGUUCAGUGCACCGGUGAAAGGAGUCUACCAGUUCUUCUUCUCCACUCAAACAGCCAAUACUGGUCUGAAGACUGAUCUGUGGCUAGUGGUCAACAACUACUGGGUAGCUGUCUCUCGCACACAUCUUUCCCGUCCUUCCACUGUUGGUAACUUGUCUACGUACAUGACCUUCCUCCGCAAAGGGGCUAAAGUGUAUGUCACCCACAACUGUGGUAGGUCUUGGGCCAAUGCUGCCUCCAUGACCAUCACAUUUGGGGGCUCACUGCUUGUACAAAUGAAAUAAUGUAUGUGCAAACCUUUUUUUUUAUUUUUUUUUAUUU